This is a messenger RNA of Enterobius vermicularis (human pinworm), 684 nucleotides long. The record is from the annotation of a GenBank genome assembly. Lineage: Eukaryota; Metazoa; Nematoda; Chromadorea; Rhabditida; Oxyuridae.
AUGUUUGAGUUAGCAGCAAAACCAGAACCGGAACGCAAUCCAUGCGAAGAUCAGGUUUGCGGUUGGGGUAAGGAAUGUGUUGUUGAUAAGUAUGGGGAACCGAUGUGCGAAUGUAUUUCGAAAUGUCCAUCAGUCGAUGAGGAUGAUCCAACAGUAAAAGUAUGUGCCAGCACUAACGAAACAUUCCCAUCGUUGUGUCAUUUGUAUCGAGAAAAGUGUCUGUGCAAAAAAGACAUUAAAAAAUGUGAAAAUCCAGCAAAUUCAAAAGCUCAUUUGGAGUACCUUGGCUCCUGCAAAGAACUCGAGAGAUGUACAGACGAAUUGAUGAUUCAAUUUCCAACCCGAAUGGCGGACUGGCUAUUCCAGGUAAUGCGAGAACUUAAAAAAAGGCGUGAGUUGCAUAAUUUGGAAUGGGAAGAACUGCUUGCAGAAGCAGAAAACGAUGAUGAAAAACGUCAUGUCUAUCCAGUGAUUUGGAAGUUUUGUGAUUUAGACAAAAAACCGCAUGAUAAGUAUGUUUCGCAUCACGAGUUGAUCCCAAUUACGGCACCGGUAAUCCCUAUGGAAUCAUGCAUUAAGCCGUUUUUGCAAAGCUGUGAUCUAGACGGCGAUGGUAAUAUCUCUAUUCAAGAGUGGGGCAAAUGCCUUGGAUUGAAGGAAGGUGAAAUACAAGAAAGAUGCUGA